Carassius gibelio (silver crucian carp) is the source of this 7454-nucleotide messenger RNA. RefSeq lists its product as uncharacterized. Lineage: Eukaryota; Metazoa; Chordata; Actinopteri; Cypriniformes; Cyprinidae. Bases 967 to 7095 code for a protein of 2042 amino acids. The transcript has 2 exons. Gene Ontology annotation, molecular function: nucleic acid binding. Gene Ontology annotation, biological process: DNA integration. The record is from RefSeq and is a predicted model, not a curated record.
CAGUGUCGGAAAGUCUUUUAUUUCCUGUCAUUUUAUUUUGAAACUAUAAUGAUGUCAUAUCCUUUCCGAGCGCAUCACAUCCUCAUUCCCGACUCCGCAUUCUGUGGGAUGGUGGCUCGCGUGUGCGUAACCUAAUCGAAAGUAAGUUUCAUCUUGCACUAAGAUGCAAGUAUUGCCAUCUGACUUGUUUAGAUGUUGUAUACUUUCACCUGUUUUCAUGUUAAGUAUAUUAUAUGUAUGGUUUGAUACUUUCGUGUGUAUUUCUUUAGUUAAUAGGUAUCACGUGAACAUGUCAUAAGCCUUGUUAGACUGGAGAUUAUUUCCUUUACAUUAUCUCAGCCUUAAGCUGUAUUCUCGAGUGCUAUAUUUCAGUUCUUAUGCCCUGUAGUCCCACUGCUAAAUCGUGUUUAGCCUCUGUGUCGCUGUCAGACGCACCUAGAGUGAAAUUCAGCGCUCCCUGGCCAUGCGCCCCUCAGGUGCUGAGCGCAUGGGGUGCAGUUGCGCCCCCUUCCACUAGAGGGAAGCGAAGACCACCAAAUCCAUUUAGUAUUCCUACGUUGCCUCAUUAACCUUUCGUAUGCCUGUAUAUUAGUUGUUUAUGACUCUUUUCAGGUUAUUUGACCAAAUUAUUAUAUUUCAGAAUUCUGAUUCCAUGUUUAUUAUUGCAUUGGAUAUUACUGUAUACCUUUGUACAUGUUUUUUAUACUUUUGUACAUUGUGAUUAUUAUUUUAUUCUUUGUUUCCUUUAUAGACCACACACACAGACACCCACACAUAUGCCUAUUUGUACACCAAUGAUUGUACCCAAACUACAAUAUUAAAGUUUGCUGGAACAAUUUCUCCGUGCCCUUCUCUCUGACCGGAGCCCUGUCAAAGGAAACUGCCAGACCAGUAUUAUCCCAUUCAGAGUGUCCCACUCUAUCACAUGGUCCUUCGAGCCGGAGCUGACAGCUUUCUGGAGACAAUAUGGAGCCAGGACAACCAUCUGCAGAUCCAGCAGUGCGUUCUCGACCCCAGCGGGAGAUACAGUUACCAGCAUCCCUUGCAAACUUUGAAGUUGGGUACACACCGAGAGUCACAGUACUCCCUUCCACCGAAGCUGAGGAACUCGGAGCAGCAGCCCCAGCUCAAGACAUCCCAAUCCCUGAUCCACUUUCAUUGCCAUCUGUGAGAGCAGAGUCAUGUCGAUCCUGGGUAUCUUCUCGUCGUAGCAGACCAAGAUCUCGAGCCAGUGCUGCCUCAUCAACUAAGAGGUCCAUUGCAGACGGGCUAUCCGAGCUACAAAGUGCCAUGUUGGAGGAACAGGUCAAGCGGAUGGAAUUAGCAGAAGUGCAGCGGCAGAUCAUGGAGCAGACGCUAGUGGAUGAGCAGUGUACUCUUCUAGACAAAGAAGCCAGAGACGCCCUCUAUGAGAAGGAGGAACUUCUCAGAGAACAAGAACGGCAGAGACGUCGACUGGAGGAGAAAGCAGAGAUGGCAUACAAGAGUAAAGAGGCUAUCACCAGGCAUCAGAUGUUGCGACGGCGACAGAAAGAGAAAGAGAUGGAAUUGGCGCAAGCAGCUCUUAUCACGUCUUUCCUGAAGGAAGAAGGAAUUGAGAGUCCCCGUUCCUGCAGGCCCCUCAGUGAAUGUGAGUACAAUCUAAGGUCCUCAUCAGAAGUGCAGCCUCUCCUACUCCACUCACAAGAUGGACAUGGACUGCUCCAUUCUACUCCAUCUAUGCAUGUAAUGCCACCAGUCUCCAGUAUAGUCAGAAGUCCACCUGUCUCGACCAGUCUUACAUCAGUCCUGCCCGCUCCACAAGUGAGUGCUUAUACUACUACUAGUGUACUCUCUCAGCCACAGCCUACGUAUCUUACUAUGAUUCCUCCUCCAGCAAUCAUCAACCCAGCUUCGCAGUCGGCUCCCAGAUCAGCCGUGAGUGCCGUUACCUCAUGUUCUCCGCCACUGUCAGUAGGACAGUAUAUGGCCCCACUUCGCCAGCCACACAUGGUCUAUAGUCAAGCCCAGGUCCAAUAUGUGCCUCCACCUGGUACACCUCUACAGCCAGUGCUAUCAGCUGCUAACACGCUGUCCUAUCCUUACAGCGCCAUGCCACCUUCUCCACGACAGGGCACAGCGCCUUUAGAUUACAGGACAACGCCGGGUACAGACCUCAUGGAGCUCCUAGUUGCCACAUCUUAUGGCCUUCCUAGACCUACUCUACCUCACUUCACCUCAGGUAAAGAGUCAGACUUUGCCCUGCUUAAGAUGGCUUUGGAUAAUCUGCUCAACACACAUGCUCACCUCACAGAGCAGUUUAAAUAUCAAGUCCUCCUCGAUCACUUGAAACUGCCAAGCGCCUACAAGCUAGCCCAAGCUUACAUGUACCAUCCAAAGCCAUACACCUCGGCCCUCCAGGCUCUCCAAGAUAAAUAUGGGCAACCGCGUCAGCUCGUGCAGAGUGAACUGGGUGCCAUCUUAAACUCACCUCACGUAAGAUCUGGAGAUCCAGAGGCAUUUGACAACUUUGCCCUCUCAGUACAAGGUCUAGUUGGCAUGCUCCGCUCCCUCGAGGGUGAGAAUGGCUAUGAACUGCGAUGUGGCUCCCACGUCGACAGGCUGCUAAGCAAACUGCCUACUAGCUAUCGAGAUGCGUUUGUGGAGUACAGCAUAAACCGAGGCAUCCUGAGGACCGGCACAGAUCAGACCUACACGCUUGAAGACUUCUCAGUUUGGCUUCAGUUAAAGUCACAAGCAAAGCGCAUUUCAUCUCGAGCAGCUCUGAUGUUCCAAGACCAGCCUAAGCCAGUUAAGGGCAAAAAGAAAUCCCAGGGUCCUUCAUCCAACGUGUUUUACAGCACUGAGAGUCAAGCUAAGGUAGCCCCUCCAGAUCCUGCUCGCAGCACAAAGUCACCCAAAGGUAAACCCAGUGUGAAGCCUUACUGCCCGUACUGCGACGCCCGUGAACAUUACCUCAGCUUAUGCCCCAAAUUCAAAAUGCUCACUCCAUCAGAGAUUUCCGCCUGGAUCAAAGACAGAGGCUGUUGGAGGUGUGGUAGGAACCAUAAACCUGAGGCAUGUACUCUCAAGAAGCCUUGUCAAGUGUGCAAACAGCAACACCUGACCGUGCUCCACGAAGUGUGUUCCCAAGAGGCUAAGAAAGUGUUAAUGGUCAGUGCUGCUCCCGACACCAUAUACGUUGACCGUCCUAGUCGUCCGCAGAGAGUCAUGUUGAAGCUAGUUAAGGUGCGCCUGUACAAUGCCGAGCACACUCUGGAAGGUUUCGCUAUUCUGGACGAUGGAUCGGAGAGAACCCUCAUCCUUCCCUCAGCAGCCCAGCAUCUCCAUUUAGCUAAAGAGCCUGAAAGCUUGCCUUUACGUACUGUCCGCCAUGAGGUGAUCCGUCUACAAGGAGCCGCUGUCUCGUUCGACAUCUCCCCAGCUCAUUCUCCCAAACAAAGAUACCACAUCUUUCAUGCCUUCACCGCUAGUGAGCUGAGUCUGUCUGAGCAUAGCUAUCCUGUCAAGUCACUCAUGCGCAGAUACUCCCACCUGCAAGGUCUUCCCCUGCCGAAGGUUGACAAGGUCCAGCCGCUUCUGUUGAUAGGCUCUGACUUUCCACAUCUGCUGCUUCCCAAACAACCGGUCCGAGCAGGUCCUCCUGGGAGUCCUGUAGCUGUGCAUACUGCUCUUGGUUGGACAUUGCAAGGCCCCGCCAACCUUAACCUCAUUGGUGAGCGCACUCACUGCUACUUCACCAUGUCUACUAACUCAGAGCUGCAACGGCACGUUGAACGACUGUGGGAAGUUGACAUAACCCCGUAUGCCAAAGCCAAGACUGUGAUCCGCUCCAAAGAAGAUCAGCAGGCCCUAGAACUGCUGGAACAGCGCACAGUCAAGGCAGAGGUGGAUGGAGUAACAAGGUAUGCUACUCCACUACUGAGGCGCAAAGCAAGCCUCACGCUCUGGGCUCCAAAGCACACAUUGCUCCCACAGCUACGGAGCACAGAACGCCGUCUAGCCAAAGACACUGCUCUAGCUAACACCUACUGUAAAGAAAUACAGAAACUUGAACAGUUGGGCUACGCCAAACCUCUACCUCCUGACACAGUAGACAGCUCCACAGAGUCCUGGUAUCUGCCGCACCACGUUGUCCACCACAACGGUAAGGCGAGGAUUGUUUACAACUGUUCUUACCAGCACAACGGUCAAAGUCUCAACAGCCAACUGUUGCCCGGUCCGACCUUAGGUCCUACUCUCCUCGGUGUACUUCUUCGUUUUCGAGAACACAGUGUGGCUAUCAGUGGUGACAUCAAAGCGAUGUUUCAUCAAGUUCGCCUGCUACCAGAAGACAAGCCCCUUCUCCGUUUUCUCUGGAGAGGUAUGAAGAGGGAGGAUGAACCAACGGUGUAUGAGUGGCAGGUUUUGCCAUUCGGGACGACAUGUAGUCCCUGCUGUGCCACAUACGCCCUGCAGCGGCAUGUGAAGGAUAACAGCAGCGGUUAUGAGGACAUCCUACACCUUGUGGAGACUGCCUUCUACGUCGACAACUGUUUGACCAGUGUCACGAACGCUGAUGAAGCCAAGACCAUUAUCAACCGGAUGCGUAAACUGCUCUCAGCUGGAGGCUUUGACAUCAGGCAGUGGGCCAGUAACAUCCCCACCGUUGUUGAGCAUCUUCCAUUGGAAGCGAAAGCAGCAAGCACCGAGUUGUGGCUCUCUCAGUCUCGACAAGAUCCCGAAGAGCCAGCCUUAGGCCUUCGCUGGAACUGCCUUACCGAUCGCCUUGGGUACCGCCACAGACCAGUAGAAUAUUCACAGCCAACUCUGAGGAACGUCUACAAGGUGAUGGCAACACAAUAUGAUCCCCUCGGAUACCUAAUUCCAUUCACCACACGAGCGAAGAUCCUGAUUCAAGACCUGUGGAGAGUGGGAGUUGGCUGGGAUGAACUGAUCAGACCAGAGGCUCUGCUGGAUAUCUGGACACAAUGGGAGAGUGAACUAAUCCAUCUUCCUCAAGUGGAAAUCCCCCGAUGCUAUGUCCCAUCAGUAGCAGACACUGGGGCACCCAGACGAGAGGCACACAUCUUCUGCGACGCCUCUGAAAGAGCCUACGGGGCCGUUGCUUACCUCCGCACCCAAGAGAAUCAAGGUGAAGUCCACAUUGCAUUUGUGAUGGCUCGGUCACGAGUGAGCCCUCGCAAACAACUAUCCAUGCCACGCCUCGAACUGUGUGCUGCUUUAGCCGGAGCCCAGCUGGCUAAAGUCAUUAUGACAGAACUGUCACUCCCUUCCCAGCAAGUCACUCUCUGGACUGACGCGAUGACAGUUUUAACGUGGCUCAAUUCCGACUCGUGUCGCUACAAGGUCUUUGUAGGAACUAGAGUCGCAGAAAUUCAAGAGCUCACUGAAAACUCGACCUGGCGGUAUGUCCGCACCACUGACAAUCCAGCCGAUGACCUUACUCGCGGCAAACCCCUGCUCGAACUCAGCCAGCCGAACCGGUGGAGCCAAGGUCCACCAUUCCUCCUACAACAUCCAGACUCCUGGCCAGUGCUUCCGUUAAUAGAAGCCCAAGAAGCUGACGAGGAAGAACUUCGGAAAACAUUGUUCUGUGGAGCCACCACUUGCUUUCCGACCACGACACUCCAGUCUGAUAUAGACAACUGGGACAGUCUUCUCAAGGCUACCCAUGAGAGCCUUCACGGGGCGGCUGAUGACCAGAGCAGCCCCACCAUGACAGCAGCUGAUGUCCAAACAGCAGAGCUACAUGUCCUCAGACAAGCCCAGAGUGAGUCCUUCCCUGAAGAAGUGGAAGCUCUUGCUGCUGGUAAGUCCAUCUCGAGACUGAGUCGCCUGCUCAUGCUUGCUCCAGAGUAUGAUGAAGCUGUGGGCCUGGUGAGAGUGGGAGGUAGACUACGCAGAGCAGAAGAUCUUGACCCAGAUGCGAUGCAUCCUAUCAUCCUCGAUCCCAAAUCUUAUGUCACGAAGCUGCUCAUUAAGAAAUAUGAUAGUGAACUGCUACAUCCAGGUCCCGAGCGGGUUUUCGCCGAGAUGAGGAGAAGAUAUUGGAUCCUCCGGGGAAGAGAGUCCAUCAAGCAUCAUCAGCACGCCUGUGUUGAAUGUCAGAAAUGGCGCGCUACUCCAGUGGUCCCUCGGAUGGCAGACUUACCCCCUGCCAGACUCCGCUUAUACAAGCCACCUUUCUGGUCGACUGGAGUCGAUUGUUUCGGUCCCUACAAUGUCAAGGUGGGCCGGCGUACAGAAAAGCGGUGGGGUCUGAUUUUCAAGUGCAUGACGACGAGCUGUGUACAUCUUGACCUACUGGAGAGUAUAGACACUGAUGCUUUCCUGAUGUCCCUCCGCCGCUUCAUCGCCCGCCGCGGAAAGCCAUUUGAGAUCCUGGCUGACAGAGGAACCAACUUCCGAGGUGGAGCUGCAGAGCUGCAAGCCAGUUUUGCUGCUUUAGAAAUUCCUCUUCAAGAACAGCUGGCCAGACAGCAAAUCGAGUUCCGUUUCAACCCUCCUGGCUCUCCACACUUUGGGGGAACGUGGGAACGAGAGAUCAAGUCGAUUAAGUCAGCUCUCCAAGUCAUCCUUCAGGACCACACCGUCGCUGAACCUGUGCUGCAAACUGUGCUGAUUGAAGUGGAAGGAAUACUCAAUGCUAAACCGCUUGGGUACCUCUCCUCUGAUGCUGCGGAUCCGGAUCCCGUCACACCAAAUCUACUGUUGAUGGGACGCCGCGAUGCAUCACUCCCACAAGCUGUCUAUGCAUCUAGUGACCUUCUCAGCAGAAGAAGAUGGCGCCACAGCCAGAUCCUGGCGGACCAUUUCUGGUCCAACUUUAUCCGUCGCCAUCUCCCGGACCUACAGAAGCGGUCGAAGUGGCACAAGGACACUGACAAUCUGGUUGCUGGCCAGGUGGUGAUGGUGGUUGAUUCGCAGCUACCCAGAGCUCAGUGGCCCAUUGGGAGAGUGGUGAAGACCUGUUCCGGUUCGGAUGGACGAGUCAGGGCAGCUGAAGUUAAGAUCAAGGGACAGACCUACCUACGGCCAGUCGUGCGCCUUGUGCGGCUGUCAGCCUGGGAGGAUGAAGAUGACGCCAACUAAGUAGACUUUCUUUGGGAUUCAAAUUUAUUGCUAAAUUUGGGGGCGGCUAUGUCGGAAAGUCUUUUAUUUCCUGUCAUUUUAUUUUGAAACUAUAAUGAUGUCAUAUCCUUUCCGAGCGCAUCACAUCCUCAUUCCCGACUCCGCAUUCUGUGGGAUGGUGGCUCGCGUGUGCGUAACCUAAUCGAAAACCACACACACAGACACCCACACAUAUGCCUAUUUGUACACCAAUGAUUGUACCCAAACUACAAUAUUAAAGUUUGCUGGAACAAUUUCUCCGUGCCCUUCUCUCUGACCGGAGCCCUGUCAAAGGAAACUGCCAGACCAGUAUUAUCCCAUUCAGAGUGUCCCACUCUAUC